AGAGAGAGAGAGAGCGCGCGCGCGAGAGUGCGUGCGGAGCAUCUGGGUAUUUUUUAAAUACCGUGUGGAGGAGCGCGACGCACGUUUUGUUCGCAGUUACCCGGCCGCGGUAGAUGUAAGUUCCCCCGUCCUGUGGGAGAAGCGGUAACUAAGAGGAGUACGUUCUCUGGCAGCAGGUAUUCAGUGUCUGCGAGGGAGGGAAAAAACAUGUCUGCCUCAGCGGCAAAAGUGAGUAAAAAGGAGCUGAACUCAAACCAUGACGGAGCGGACGAGAGCUCUGAAAAGGAGCAGCAGGAAGCAAUUGAACACAUCGAUGAAGUACAGAAUGAGAUUGACAGAUUGAAUGAACAGGCCAGCGAGGAAAUAUUAAAAGUAGAACAGAAGUACAAUAAACUACGCCAGCCGUUCUUCCAAAAGAGGUCAGAACUGAUCGCCAAAAUCCCAAACUUCUGGGUCACGACGUUCGUCAACCAUCCACAAGUUUCUGCUCUCCUUGGAGAAGAGGAUGAAGAAGCACUCCAUUACCUAACCAGGGUAGAAGUGACAGAGUUUGAAGACAUAAAGUCAGGUUACAGAAUAGAUUUUUACUUUGAUGAAAAUCCUUACUUUGAAAACAAAGUCCUUUCCAAAGAGUUCCACCUGAAUGAGAGUGGAGACCCGUCCUCAAAGUCCACAGAAAUCAAAUGGAAAACAGGGAAGGACCUCACGAAGCGUUCCAGUCAAACGCAGAACAAAGCUGGCAGGAAGAGGCAACACGAAGACCCAGAGAGUUUCUUUACCUGGUUCACGGAUCACUCCGAUGCGGGGGCUGAUGAGCUGGGGGAGGUCAUCAAGGACGACAUCUGGCCAAACCCUCUGCAGUACUACCUGGUUCCCGACAUGGAUGACGAAGAAGGAGAGGGGGAGGACGAUGACGACGAAGAGGAAGGCUUGGAAGACAUAGACGAGGAAGGAGAUGAAGAUGAAGGAGAGGAAGAUGAAGAGGAGGAUGACGGUGAGGAAGGAGAGGAGGAUGAUGGGGAAGAUGACUGAAAAAAAUUCUGCCCAUAUUUUUUCCCUACCGAUUAUUCACCGAUUCUUGGGAGCAAGAUGCUUUUCCCCCCCCUUCCGUCCCUCACCUCCCCUUCUCUUUUGCGGUCAGUCUCAUUGCUCAGAAGCGUCUGUCCGUGCCAUGUCUGAUUCAGCUUUAUUCCAAGACUGAACUGCAUCAGAAAAAUAGUAAUGAGUUUUUUUUACCAUGGCACGCUUUUCCUUGUGUACCGUCUUCAACUCCCAGAUGCAUCUGGGGAAAAGUAAAUAUGAAUAGAAAUACCACACCAUCUGAGCUACACUAAAAUUUCAUAUAUAAACGUUUUGUUUAGGGUUGUGAGAACUGAACAAAGUCCAGGAUGCAAUGAUGACCUGCUAGCUGUAGUUACUGCCCCUUUUAUUUUGUUCAAUGUGAUAUUUGCCCCCAAAGCUGAUUUAUUUUCUCUUCUUUCCCUUGUGGCUAAAUGGACACAGUUCCAGCUUGUUCCCAUCUCCUCUUGUAACAAAGUUUUUGGGGGGGGGGGGGGGGUGGCUUCGGGCAGUGGGGAGGGCUGGUUGAAGGCAUUUGGGGUGGUUUUGGGUGGUGGGGGGGUGGUUUGACAUCAACAGUGGGGGUGGGUUGUGUUCAGUUUUCAUUGUAUUGUUUUACAGACACCCAUUAAGUUUGAAAUGCAUUUUUAAUAAAAAAAAAAAAGAAACUUGUAAUUUUGAUCCCCAUCGCUUCAUGGAGUACUUUAAAAUGAAAAUAACCUGUAGAACCUCUCGUGGAAUCUACAUCUAAUUUUUCUUCCUUUUUCCACUGGAAAGAAAAUUUUAAACGUAAAGUGUACAAGUUGCUUUGUUACAAUAAAACUGAAUGUGUACA
This is a messenger RNA of Brienomyrus brachyistius, 1894 nucleotides long. RefSeq names its product SET nuclear proto-oncogene a (gene seta). Gene Ontology annotation, biological process: nucleosome assembly. Gene Ontology annotation, cellular component: nucleus; chromatin. Gene Ontology annotation, molecular function: chromatin binding; histone binding. The transcript has 8 exons. The record is from RefSeq and is a predicted model, not a curated record. NCBI's taxonomy places the organism in Eukaryota, Metazoa, Chordata, Actinopteri, Osteoglossiformes, Mormyridae. Bases 208 to 1032 code for a protein of 274 amino acids.